This is a messenger RNA of Lizanozyma spartinae, 1617 nucleotides long. RefSeq names its product putative GTPase (gene NOG2). NCBI's taxonomy places the organism in Eukaryota, Fungi, Ascomycota, Pichiomycetes, Serinales, Debaryomycetaceae. Gene Ontology annotation, cellular component: nucleolus. Bases 1 to 1617 code for a protein of 538 amino acids. The record is from RefSeq and is a predicted model, not a curated record. The transcript is spliced from 2 exons. Gene Ontology annotation, molecular function: GTP binding.
AUGGGUACUCAAAAGAAGGAGAAACAAAGAAGAGUCAGACAAAAUGAUACUCGGGAUGGGAAUCUCCGGGUUAAAGGAGAAAACUUUUAUAAAGAUGCUAAAAAGAUUAAACGGUUAAAUAUGUAUAAACAAGGUAGAGCCAAAAGAAAUGCACAAGGAGAGAUUGUGAAGGCUGCCGCAUUACAAAGUACAGAUGAACCAAACGCAAGGGUUGAUCCUAAUAGACGUUGGUUUGGUAAUACCCGAGUUAUUGCACAAGAUGCCUUGACUCAUUUCCGUGAAGCUAUGGGUGAAAGGAAACAUGAUUCUUAUCAAGUUUUAAUGAAGAGAAACAAGUUACCCAUGUCACUUUUAGAUGAGAAGGAUCAAAGUGAAUCACCUACAGCCAAUAUUUUGGAAACUGAGUCGUUUCAACAUGCAUUUGGUCCCAAGCAACAACGGAAACGUCCUAGAGUUACUGCAUCUAAUUUAGAGGAAUUGGCAUUAUCAACUGACAAUGAUGCCACGGCUUAUCAAGAGAAACAAGAAUUAAAUGCCACGUUGGGGUUGAUGGGAGGAUCGAUUUUAGAUAACGAUGAGUUUACUCAAGAAGCAAAGGAACAUAUUUUCAGUAAGGGACAAUCCAAAAGAAUCUGGAACGAAUUAUACAAAGUCAUUGAUUCAUCGGACGUGGUUAUACAUGUUUUAGAUUCUCGAGAUCCAUUGGGGACUCGGUGUCUUUCUGUUGAGAAGUAUAUUAAGGAUGAAUGUCCUCAUAAACAUUUGAUUUAUGUUUUAAACAAGUGUGAUUUAGUCCCUACAUGGGUUGCGGCUGCCUGGGUUAAAUACUUAUCCCAGUUCUAUCCUACCAUUGCAUUCCAUGCCUCUAUCACCAACUCGUUUGGUAAGGGGUCGUUGAUCCAAUUAUUACGCCAGUUCUCUACGUUGCACGCCGAUCGGAAGCAAAUCUCCGUGGGGUUCAUUGGUUACCCCAACACUGGGAAGUCAUCUAUUAUCAACACCUUACGUCAAAAGAAGGUGUGUCAGGUGGCACCCAUUCCCGGUGAGACUAAGGUCUGGCAAUAUAUCACAUUGAUGAAGAGAAUCUUUUUAAUUGAUUGUCCCGGGAUUGUACCUCCGUCUGCUAAGGAUACCGAGUCGGACAUAUUGUUCCGGGGAGUAGUCAGAGUCGAACAUGUGUCGAAUCCAGAACAGUACAUUGGUGACAUGUUGAAGAAGUGUGAACGGAAGCAUUUGGAGAGAACAUAUGAGAUCAAAGGAUGGACCAGGUUUGAAGAUGAAGAGUCAAACGAGUCCUUAUUGGAAAGAGCAAGCAUAGAGUUCAUUGAGUUGAUUGCAAGGAAACAAGGUAGACUUUUGAAAGGUGGAGAGCCUGAUGAAUCUGGUGUGGCAAAGCAAGUGUUGAAUGAUUUCAACAGAGGGAAGAUCCCAUGGUUUGUACCUCCACCAAAGGAUGAAGAGGAGAGAGAUGGUGAAGAUAAGAAAGCUCAUUAUAAACGUAAGAGAGAAGAGAAGAAAGAGAAGAUGGAAAAGAGACAAAAGGUGGAUGAAACUCAACCUGUGGAUGAAGACGAAGCUCAAUCUGUUGAUGGUGAAUGGAAAGGUAUUCAAGAUUAA